AGCAGAAUGCAAAUAUGAACGCUUGCCAAGAGAUUGUAUCGUCAACUACAAAGUUAUUGGAUGUCUCCAAGUAUAAUCUACGGUGUAAUCGUAAUAUCAGUGAGAAAAUGACGAAGAAAGACUUUAUUUACGACAUCCCAACACCGAUGCAAACCGUAAGAAAGUGUGAGACACAAAAACAACCGAUUAUCUUACUACGACGAAAAAAUAAUAUUGAUUCCAGAAUGCCGCAUUACACUGUAAUUUCUGAGAGGCAGAUAAACAAUGGUGGCAGUGGUGAUGCAACUGUUUUUCAUUAUUGUCACAUUUUCCAGGUUACCGAUCGACGUAUUUUAGGAUACUCGUGCAAUCUUUGCCAAGAACCGAUGGCUACUUUAUUUUCUCUGUCGACACACGUCAAAUUUCACUGCCAGAGAUACUGCAAGAUAUGCUACUGGAUUCUGCGUGAAAACGAGACGAUGGAAUGGCACAUCGACAAUUGUCAUUGA
Cyphomyrmex costatus is the source of this 488-nucleotide messenger RNA. RefSeq lists its product as uncharacterized. The record is from RefSeq and is a predicted model, not a curated record. Bases 15 to 488 code for a protein of 157 amino acids. NCBI's taxonomy places the organism in Eukaryota, Metazoa, Arthropoda, Insecta, Hymenoptera, Formicidae. The transcript is spliced from 3 exons.